Molecule: messenger RNA, 1655 nt
Organism: Paramecium primaurelia
Lineage: Eukaryota; Ciliophora; Oligohymenophorea; Peniculida; Parameciidae
Source: the annotation of a GenBank genome assembly
AUGGCUUAAGUUGACAUAAACAAAAAAAAAACAAAUGAAUUUACAUAUACAGAAAUAUUGGAAGAAGUGAAUAUUCAUAAUUUAUAUUAGAAUAAUAUGUUGAAACGCAAACUUUAAGAUUUAAUGAAGCAAAUCAAAUAAUUUGAAUAGGAAAGUAAAGGGUUAUAAUAUGAGAAUGAAAUAUUACAAAAAUGUUUAGCUUAAUAAAAGAGUAAUACUUAAUAAGAAAUAAAAAAUAAAUAAGUAGAGGAUUAAAUUGCUUAAUUAUAAGCAAUUCAUUAAAGAGAAAAAGAAUAUUGGAUAAGAGAUCAAUAAGAAUAAGUGAAUCGAAUUAAAUAAGUAUAAGAAUAAACUAAGAGAAUAUUGUAAGAUAAAAUUGAUCAUCUUGAAAAAGAGAAUGAAUUUUUAUAGAUGGAACUUGAGAACAAUAAAACAAUUAUUGAAAAUUAUGAAUUUUAAAUUGAAUAAAGUAAUAUUUUAUUAUAAAUUUAGUUUAAUAAAAUCAUAAGGCUGAAUCAAAUAAUUUAUAAAGGGAAUUGAAAUAAAAAUAAUAUAGUAUAGAUGAAUUAAAAUUUUAAAUUCAGGAAUAAGGUAUGAUAUCUUAAAGAAGUAAUAAUAAUUAAGAAUUAUUAAAUAAAUUAAAAGAAGCUAUGUAUAUAUAUAAUUAUAUUAUUAUUAUAGAGAUGAAUUAAAUAAGUGUAAAAAAAUCAUAUCUAAUUAAUAAUAUGAAAUAUAAUUAUAAUGUAGACUUUUUGAUGAAUUAAGAUAAGAUUAUUAAAAGAAAUUAUGUAAAGAACGAUCUAAAUCUUAAAUGAGUUUCAAAGCAGCUUAAGAAGUUAAAAAUGAAUAUGAAAAAAAAUACUGUAAUUUAAUGGAAUAGAUAAUAAAAAAUUAAACAUCAAGAAGUUGUAAUGCUUCUUUUAAAUUAUUACCAAGUUCAAUGGAUUAGACUAUGAAUAAUGAUUGUUCAAGAAUUUCUAAUAAUUAAUCUAAUAAUAUGUAUAUUUAUUAUUGUAAUAAUUUAUUUUAGUGGAGGAUUAAGUGCUAUCAAUAAAGCUUUAAGUGAUUCUAUUGAUGAUUAUGAAAAGAGUAUAUUGAAUAAUAUAUCUGGAAAUGUAACAAAAAGGAAACCUAGUAAAUCUGAAUGGGAAAAAAAAUAAAAAGGACAAUAAAAUAUUAUGAUUAGUGUUACUCCAGAAAAUUAAAUGCGUCCUUAAUCUUAAUAAUAAGAAAUAUGUAUAAUAUUUUGAUAGAAUUAUUUAGUUUCACCAAAAAUUUCUCAAAAGAGAGCAUAAUCUAUUCAUUCAAGUAAAGGAAUAAAAUAGUAUACAUUUAAUUUAUGUGAAUAUAAUGAAUCUCGAAAUUCAAAUGAUUCUGAGUAAUUUUAUAGUUAAUGUACUUAAUAAACAAGAUAAAGCAAAUUAACAUUAAAACCAUAAAAAUGUAAUAAUGAUAUUAAAAGAAAUUCAAAACAUUAAAAAUCACUUUCUACAUAUAGAAGUGUAAAAGAUAAAGAAAAUCUAUAAUUUACUAUUCCAGAAGAGAAUUAAAAAAUAAAUAGUAUAAAUACUAGCAAAUAAUUAUAAAUUUUGGAAGAUAAAAAUGAGAGAUUAGAUACUAAUACAAAAUUUAACUCUUUAUUAAAAGUAAUUUGA